Molecule: messenger RNA, 564 nt
Organism: Drosophila melanogaster (fruit fly)
Lineage: Eukaryota; Metazoa; Arthropoda; Insecta; Diptera; Drosophilidae
Gene: Acp53C14c
Product: accessory gland protein 53C14c
Exons: 3
Coding region: 163-537 (124 amino acids)
Source: RefSeq, marked reviewed
GUAAACUAUCGGGUUGCUUUAUAUUGAUUAGGCUAUACGAAGAAAGCAUUUUUAUGUCGCAAAUGAGCGUAGUUAAACCAUUUACAUUCUGCAACUCAGAAACACUAUAAGUGGCGUUUAGUUUACGUCUGGAACCUCUGUGUUCACUGAAGUCUUUCGGCCAUGAAGUCCAAACAAGUCUUUUACAUCGCCUUCAGCUUGCUUCUGCUGGGAUCCUUGCUGCCAAACGAAGUGGAGUCCUUAAGAGUAGAUCUUAAUAAGCUGGCGGAGUGCACAGAAUCGGGAUUGAAAGUAGCCACAACGUUGCUCGUGAGGGCGAUACCAUGUGUAAAAAAAUUGGCAAAAUGUGCUGACUUUCGAGCCAUUAAGACUAAGGACCUUGAUAUUACCGCACUUGCCCUCUUGGGCUAUCAAUAUCUGCAAACGGUCGUGAACAACCAAAGAUGUCUAUUGAUCUCAUUGAAAGAAGGCUACGACGCUGUGUCGCCACACCUUGACAAACUUAUUAGUGGCAAGUGCCUACCAGGGCUCAGCUAAAGCAAUAUAUACAUAUGCAAACACUUU